Molecule: messenger RNA, 3312 nt
Organism: Lodderomyces jiufengensis
Lineage: Eukaryota; Fungi; Ascomycota; Pichiomycetes; Serinales; Debaryomycetaceae
Product: FG-nucleoporin
Exons: 1
Coding region: 1-3312 (1103 amino acids)
Source: RefSeq, a predicted model, not a curated record
AUGACGCAAGAUACGCCCGAGCACAAUAAUUUGGGUUUAAAAAGUUAUAAUGAUUCAAAGAAAGAACCAAAUUCAAUCACAAGUUAUUUUGGCAAACUUAAAAAUACAUUUUUCAAUCGAAAUAGACCUCAAUCAUCUUCAAAUAUAGAAAAUGAAAUAAAAUCUCAUCAACAAGAGCAAUCAUUCAAUCCAGAUACCGAGAACCAAAACUUAUUCGAUCCACUAUCUAAUCAAUUCACUAAAUCAGAGAAAAGGAAACGACUUUCAAUAGUGGGUCAUAUAACAGAUGAAGCAAUCCCUCGAUCAUUAUCAACAGCGUUUUCAAAUACAAGUUCCAGGAAUAAAUCAUAUCUGUCAGCAUUUAGUAAUAGUAUUAAACUAGAAGAAGAAUUGAAUAACGAUCUUGAACGAAGAAAAUCAAUAAAAGAUGGAUAUUUAAGUCGUAUAUCAGAUAUGGAACUUUCGAAUAGAGAUGAAUCACCAUCAUUAAUUAUCCCACUCAAUUCAAAAGAAUCACAAUUAAGUUUUGAAAAUGAUACAUAUGUUGAAAAAUCAGAUUAUUUUCAAUUAAAUCCUCAAGAAAGAAAUAAACUUGUACAAUUAAAAUUAUUAUCACAACAAUCAUCGGAACCUAGAAGAAAAAAAAUGAAAUAUUCUAAAAGUCCAAAUGAAAGUAUGAGUGAAAUACUUGGGAAUUCAUCAAUGGUAAAUACUUCAACUCAAACUCAUAAUUUAGAUUAUUUAGAUAAAAAAUUAAAUUUUAGAAAAAGAGUUGCAUCAUCUCAAUUAACAAAUCAGAUUAAAAGACAAAAGAAGAAAGGAUUUCAAUUGAAAGAAUUUUUUUAUGAUACAAAAGAAUUUGAAAAUGAUUCAUUAUCUGGUUCUUUAAAAAAUUAUGCAAAUAAAGUAGGGAAACCAAAAUUCAAUCUUAAAAAUGACAUAAAAAAUACAGAACUGGAUACCGAGAAAGGAUUUGGUCCUACACCGAAACGAAAUCAUAUAGCAUUGAAUGAAAAAUUAUCAUUAUCACUAGAUCCAGAUUAUUUGAACAAAACGAAGUCAAUAGCAGAUAUAAUAAAAGUCAAAGAAGAUAUAAUUGUUAAGGAGAACAAAAAACCGGCUAUUCCAUCAUCUGGCUUCAAGUUUGAUAUAAAUCCUGAAAAAAUAAAUAAAAUAAUCAAUAGUCAAUCAGUUGAAUCGGAAGGAAAUGGAACUUUGGACAAGGUCUCUAAUAAACGAAAACACCAAACUGAAAUGGAUGAUGAAUCUACUAAAAGCGACAAUGGAACAGAGCAAUUUGCAUUUUUUGGACAAGCAACUUCAGAACCACCAAAAGCUAUAUCAAAUAAUUCAAAUCCUGCUACUGAUGAUAAAGUAACAAACGCUCCAAAAUUUAAGUUUGGACUCAAGCCUAAUAAAGAAAGUGAGACGACAAAUGCAACAUUUAAUUUUGGUAAAAAACCAGAAGUAGCAAAAACUUUGUCAAAUGAUAAGAGUUUGUUUGGUGAAACUACUCCUAAAUUUCAAUUUGGUAAAGAAGGUACUAAAGCAGAGAAGGAGGACAAAAACGAGGAAUCGGGGAAAGAACAACCUUUUAAUUCUGGUGGAUUAUUUGGAGCGGAUAAUUUAGAUAGGAAGACAAAAUCAAGUUCACCAAUAGCAUCAAAUGCUCAAAAUGAAAGCAAGACAAGCUUGUUUGAUUUUAAGAGUAACACUCAACAACCCACUACCUUUACUUAUUAUAAUAAGUUUACUUUUCCUACUUCAAAUAAAGAAAAUACACAAAAUGAUUCGAGAACUGACAAUGAAUCUAAUACAGCUAAUGUUGACAAAAACACCUUUAGUUUCACACCAAAUGCCAGUAAUGCUACAAAGAGUAAUAGUUUGUUCUCAUUUGAUAAACCAAUAGAAAGUGCAACUCAAUCAACUACCUCAUCAUCCAAUUUAUUUUCCUUCACCAAAGACAAACGAAAAUCAAAUACACCACCUUCAUCAUUUAAUUUCAAUAUUGGUAAGACUGAUGAAAUUUCUACCAACAAUAAUGAAGCUAAUAAACCCCCAUUAUUUGAUUUCGGUAAAAAAUCAGAUGAAACUCAACCAAAAGUAGUCGAACUUGAAAAUAAACAGGAUGAGAAAGAAAAAACUCCCCAAACAGAUGAUUCAACAUCAAAUACAAAUAAACCAGCUUUUUCAUUUUCAAUUAAUGCACCAAAAGCACAAUCUGCUGAUCCUAUCUCAAAAAAUAAUAUUGAAUCUUCAGAUACUGAAAAUGAAACAAAAAAACCAAAAUUUUCAUUCAAUAUACCUAAAUCAAAUGAUGAAAAUAAUAAAUCAAAAACUCCUACUUUCAAUUUCGGAACUAAUAUGUCAAGUAAAGAAACAAGCAGCAAUGGUCCUGAACCAUCAACAAUCUUUGGAUCAACUAAAGCUGAUAAUUCUGCUCAAACAUCAAUUGAAAAAGUAGAUAGUGGUGACAAUACAAAUAGUACUUUCCAAUUUGGUGCUCCAAAAUCAUCAACAACUCAAUCAAAUGGGUUUAAAUUUGCUACAGGAGUUACACCACCACCUACAAAAAACACAUUAUUUGGUAAUCCAUCAACUACUUCAUCAACAAAACCAUUCAGUUUCCAAACUCAGCCAUCAACUUCAACUUCAAAUACUGCAAGCUCAUUCACUUUUGGUCAACAACAACAGCCACCUCCACAACAACAACAACAACAACUGCCAUUUGGUAAUGCAUUUCCAAAUAAUGUCACCAAUAAUAAUAAUACAAAUAGUAAUUCAUCAAGUGUUGAAAAUGCAUUUGGUUCACGUCCAACAACUCCAGCUGGUUUUAAUUUUGGUAAUUCAAAUCCAACAACGUCAAUAAAAAAUCCAUCAAUUCCACAGUUUAAUUUUACAGGAAGUAAAGAGCCAACUCCAGAUCCAGCUUCAAUCUUUGGAUAUCAUGCUCAACAAGUAAGUAGAGAAGCUACACCAUUUGGUGGUAGUAGUAAUACGAAUGGAGGUAAUACUAAUGUUUUUGGUUCAAUUAAUUCAAUAAAUUUUGGUGGUGGUGCAAAUAAUAAUACAUUUGGUGUGAACACAUCUACUUUUGGACAACAAUCACAACAACCUCAAUCAAUUACAACUCCAACUGGUUUUGGAAUGGGUUCUACACCUCCAGCUUUUCUGUUUGGUAAUAAUAAUAAUAUUAACAGUCCAAACCCUGUUACUAAUACAUCUAUGAAUAAUAUAAGUGGUGGAUUGAUUCCAACUCCUCCACAACCAAAUCCAAGAAGAAUGGCACAACCUAGAUCAAGAAGAAGAUAA